UUACCGAGUUGAGCAUAGCGUUCUGGUAAAACGAGGGAGUCGUAUACACCCGUUUAUACGACUCCCUGGUAAAACUAGCUUCCUUGUGCUUUACUCUAUCUCAAUAGUCAGUGUGACAAUGCGGGUCCGUUUUGUGAAUGAAUGGAACGACCCACGUCCUGACGACGAUGAUCGAAGACUGACAAAAAGCUCUGCGGCUGGCAGGAUCAUUGAGGGAGGAAACACGCCAACUGCAAUCCGAGGCGUGGAAAAAGACACCAAGCGGCCUGAUGCAGUGAUGGCGUGACGGUGAACCAGUCCUCGCUAGAACUCAGAAAUAGCGGACUGUUUGAUUUCCAGAAUCGCUCUCGGUGGAAACGAACGAUUGUGCCGUCCGUGCUUCACUGAGUUUGUCACCUAUACUAGGCUAUUUUUGUACUUCGAAGUACACAUAGGGUCAUGCUCCCGAUACAAAGGCUUGGCCAUCGCGUUGGCAACGUUAGAUCCGCUGGGAUGGAGUUGUAAACGAAGGCGACCGAAUAAUUCACGUUGACACCCGAAUUCCAGGAAUCGAGGCAGAGUUGAUGAGGAGGAGGAUGCUGCAUUCGGCACGGGCAUGCUACCAACGUCGUCGAUGCAGCUGGCGAUGCAUGAUCUCCGUUCUGCUGUGCUCAGUUGUGCUGACCGUCGUGUUCACCCGCGAGCAGCUGCAGGCUGCCAUCAGCGGCACGAUUACGCAACACGAAGUCAGGCGCAUCACGUGCCCAGCCUGCUUCGGAGAGGACUUCUGCCCAGUGCUGGCACGGUUCCAGCGCCGGCCUGACCUGGGCAGAAAGUACCUGGCCAGUGGCAAUGGCGUGCACAAGGGAAUCCUGGCCCGCGCUGGUGAUAGUUCCGGCAUGGCGGCGAGCACGUCACCGCAACCACCUACCGUGUUUGUGAUCGGCAAAUCGUUGGCGUACGGCAAAGAACUGGCUACGCUUAACGGCAAUAUCUGCAUGGAUGCCAAGGCAAGGGGCGUGUAUAAUGGAGAUUGCACGGCAGGACUGACGGAUCAACAUGUCGGUCGUAUAGCACUGCAGGCCGCCGAAAGUCUUCUCGCCGGGGCAGAUUGGCAUGGACUGUACAACAUGAGCCAUGCCGAGGAGGUGCACAGCAUCUCCCACUGUGUCGGUGAUCAGCUACACAAGAAGAUAGUGCACGCGUACGAUGGCGACGGUGAUGGGAGGCUACAGGCCAACGAGGCCGCUAUGAUGCGCACUAGUGUCAUGGUAAACCAUGAAGCGGUGGUGUUGAAGGCAUUCCCUUCAAGUGAUGGUUGGCCAUUCCCCCGUUACUAUGGUGCCUGCGGUCGGAUGAUAUUCGUCGAGCACAGCGGUGCUGAGAUGGGCGACUACAUGGACAAGCCGUGGACAGUCCGGGUUCGAGUAGCCAAAGCCCUCGUCGAUACCACCAUCAAGCUCACAGACAACGCGGAGCAGUGGAUAUUCCACCUUCUGGACGUCGAGGAGGACAAUUUUGCUGUUCACUACAACUCUACACUGGACCGAUACGUGGUGACGCUAAUUGAUCUUGAGCAUAUGAUCAUUGUCAACAAGAACGAUCCAGUUUUUCUUGGUGAGUUUACAUCCAACGAUCGUGUAGUGUCCGUCAGUGAAACCUUUGCAGCAUGCGCUAAGGAGUCCAGAAAUUGUCAGGUGGUCUUUCCGGCACAAUUGUGUGCGGCCGGGCUGCAGGAUACAAACUACUACUACAUCUGCCGGAACCUACUGUUUGCCGAUCAUCACUGGGCCGGCGAUCAGAUUGUAUCCUGGACAAGUGGCCUGCUCCAUGAUCCGCCUGACAAGGCGGUGAAGCAGUCUCUCACUCGCCUUGCAAACGAGUGUAUUCUCAACAAUCAGGGGCAUGGGAGGCUGCAAGCAUAUCGAAAGCUCAGCCGGCUCCUGUCCAAACUUGGAUCUAGGAGUCAGGAUUCAGGAAGCUCCAGAAGACUGAUCUGUGAAGUGAAGAUUUGAAAAACAAAAGGUGCUGCGGAUAUGGCCUGAUCGAGCGCGCUAGCUAGCUAGCACACCUGCGGCACGCUCGCGUGCACCAUGCGCACGUGUCGCUCAUGAGUGAGAGUCGUAAACAUUCG
Messenger RNA from Sycon ciliatum, 2113 nucleotides. Its product is annotated as divergent protein kinase domain 2A-like. Bases 564 to 1994 code for a protein of 476 amino acids. The record is from RefSeq and is a predicted model, not a curated record. NCBI's taxonomy places the organism in Eukaryota, Metazoa, Porifera, Calcarea, Leucosolenida, Sycettidae. The transcript is spliced from 4 exons.